AUGGGAUCAUCAAAUAGCGUUGAGACAAAAGACAACAAAAAGCAAAACGAGAAUGUGAAUGAUUCAUGUCGUGACACGAAUGCAAAUGAAGGAGAAAUAUUGCUUAUAAGUUAUAAACCAUCAACAACUAUUGAUUUUUUCCGCCUUAAUUUUCCCCCAAGCCACAAAUUAAGCUUAACAAUAAGUUUGCUUUGUAAUGAGUUAGCGAAUAAUUUUUCUCACCACAUGCCACAUAUGAAACGUUAUGACUUUAACCUGAAAGCAUUUCUAGUCGAACAGAACUUUAGCUACAAACUGUUUAGAAUGAAAGCAAAUAAAACGCGUUUCAGUUCAUUGGAGUUCAUUUGGGGGGAGAGAAAAAUCCGUCAUCAAGACGACAUUAGAUUUAUUCAAAUGAUGUCAUCAGAUUUAAGAAUCUAA
Clunio marinus is the source of this 420-nucleotide messenger RNA. Lineage: Eukaryota; Metazoa; Arthropoda; Insecta; Diptera; Chironomidae. The record is from the annotation of a GenBank genome assembly.